GCUAUGGUAAAAAAGGAUACACAUGCCUGAAGUAAUACAACUGAAUGCUUAAAGAAAAAACCAAUGCAGAUUUUCAACGUUAUCUAGCUCUUUCAUCUCUUAUCAAAAUGCUGUCCGAAGUGAUCUUACUUGUUGCAUUUGGAGUUGUGUAUAUCAUUCUAAAAACAUACGUCCUCCAUGUGUAUCGUAGCUUAAUUGGCAUGCCACCUGGACCAUUUCCUCUUCCAAUUAUUGGAAAUUUGCAUCAGUUAGGUAUCAUGGCGCACGAGCAUUUGCGCAUACUUUCAAAAAAACAUGGCGAUGUUAUGAGGAUCUUGAUUGGCUCCGAAGUUUCGAUCGUUGUAAGUGGAACAAAGGAAGUGUUGGAAGGGUUAGUUACAAAAAGCGUUGACUUUGCUGGUCGAAAACCGACGUAUACUUUGAAUUUGACCAAUACAGGAGGAAAAGGUAUAGCGUUUGCGGAUUACAGCCGUCGUUGGCAAUUCUUUCGUAAAAUGGGCCACCAAUCUAUGAAAAUGUAUGGUAGUGGAAUAAAAACAAUUGAAGAAUUGCUAACAAGAGAGAGUAGAGAACUUCACAAAAGAUUUGAUGAGCAACUUGGUGUCCCUGUUGAUUUACAUCAUGAGCUAGGUUUAGCCGUGAUGAACGUCGUAUGUGCAAUGAUCUUUGGUCACCGCUACGAAAUAAAUGAUCCAGAAUUUCAAAACUUGAUAAAAUCUAAUACACUGUUCGUGCGUGGUUUCGAAUAUGAUAGUUUCAUCGAUGUGUUUCCAAUUCUUCGCUACCUGCCAAAUAAAAGAAUAAAGACAAUCUUGUAUGGUCUAAGUUUACGCAAUCCUGUUAUAAAAAGACAUUUGCAGCAUCAUAAAGAAACAUUUGACCCUAAAGUGGAAAAUAAAAGUGAUUUAGCUUAUUCAUUACUGACAGCACUAAAUGAAGCAGAAAAAGAGGACCAGAUUAUCAAAUCAUACCUAACUGAUGAAUUACUAAUUGCCAUGUUGGACGAUAUGGUAGGAGCUGGCUCUGAAACAACAACAACUGUUCUACGUUGGUCUGUAGUAUAUUUAGUCAAUUCGCCAGAAUCUCAAGAAAAGUGUUAUCAAGAAAUUAUGAACGUCAUUGGCAAGGAAAGAUUACCUGUGCUGUCCGACAGGUUAUCCUUGCCUUAUGUGGAUGCAUUUGUGCACGAGACGUUAAGAAUGAGUUCGAUAGCGCCCAUGUUUGUUCCACAUAAGACCACAUGCGACACGACGUUGGCUGGAUAUUCUAUCCCAAAGGAUACACAGGUUAUUUUUAACGGAUACGCAUUACACAGAGAUGAAAGACAAUGGGAAAAACCAUGGGAAUUUCAUCCUGAGCGAUUUCUUAAUGAGGAAGGAAAGUUAUUACCACCAGGGCAUCACAAGGCGUAUUUACCUUUCUCUGCUGGACGUCGUAUAUGCUUAGCUGAAUCUUUAGCAAAGAUGGAGCUUUUUUUAGUGAUCAGUCAAAUGAUAGCUAAAUAUAAAUUUGUAAAGUCUUCAGAUCAUCCUCUACCAAGUAUGAUUGGCGUUCCAGGUUUAUUUUUAGGACCUGCUUCUCAUAAAGUUCUUAUAGAGAAAAGAAUGUGAAGAUAUUCGCACUUGCACCAGAAGCUGCAGCAAUUAAGUCUUAAGUCCGGUUUCCAUACAGUAGCUUUUCCGCCCAGUCGUAUCUUUAUUUGGUGAUUUUCUGGUCACUAGAUGUAAAUAGCAGAUAUUCGUCGCAGCAAAGUUUUAUAUUUAUUUUAUGCAGCAUGAAUAACAACGCAAGAGAGACAUGUGACAACCUCGUCAUCAUAUGCCUGAAUGUCUCUAAGGAAAAAGGUUAUUACUUUGCACCUCCGCCAUAAUUAUUUUUUUUUCUACUCAGAACAAUUGAUUAAUAGAUAUUUUUACUUUACGUCUGGAGGAAACAAUGUAUAUGUGGCUUAUCAAUGGCUUAUCUGAAUACAUAUUUUUAUUUAUUUCA
Molecule: messenger RNA, 1989 nt
Organism: Hydractinia symbiolongicarpus
Lineage: Eukaryota; Metazoa; Cnidaria; Hydrozoa; Anthoathecata; Hydractiniidae
Product: steroid 17-alpha-hydroxylase/17,20 lyase-like
Exons: 5
Coding region: 45-1610 (521 amino acids)
Biological process (GO): hormone biosynthetic process; progesterone metabolic process
Molecular function (GO): iron ion binding; steroid 17-alpha-monooxygenase activity; heme binding
Source: RefSeq, a predicted model, not a curated record